GCUGAGGAAAACGCAUGGGUCCAAGUCCAACACUGAAGCAAGCGAGUUGGAUCGGCCCGUGUGCGUGUAGCCAUGUCAAGUUCCCGCCAAGGCGAACGAACGAAAGCAUUGUUCCGGAAACACCCCCGCCGUCACCGCCGAGAACUACCCAGUUCCGCUGUCUCCUCCGCUUCCAGCAAUCUCGAAGAUUCACGAUCAUCAUGUGUUUUUCAUUCUUCAAGGGUUCGAGGCCGAAAACGCCGCCUGAGGUGGCCAAGUCCAUCAAGGAAAGCCUCAUGGCCCUCGAUACCAAAACCGUUGCUGAAGUUAAAUCCCUCAAGAAGGCUUUUGAGAAAGUUGAAAAGAAUUUCGUAACAAUGAGAACAAUACUUUCUGGAGAUGGAGAGUCAGAACCAAAUCUGGACCAGGUUUCACAGCUAGUGGAGGAAAUCUGCAAGGAGGAUGUUCUCACUCUUGUAAUUCACAAGCUUCCUGCACUUCAAUGGAAAGCUAGAAAGGAUUUAGUCCACUGUUGGUCCAUAUUAUUGAAACAAACUGUUGACUUCAAAUACUGCUGUGUAGAAUACAUUGAACAACACACUGAGUUACUGGACUUUCUUGUUGCAUGCUAUGAUAACAGCGAUAUUGCCUUGAGCUGUGGCUUAAUGUUGCGGGAUUGCAUCAAAUUUCCGACACUUGCAAAAUACAUAUUGGAAUCUGCAAGCUUUGAGCUCUUCUUUAAAUUUGUAGAGUUGCGUAACUUUGAUGUUGCAUCUGACGCAUUUUCUACGUUUAAGGACCUUCUUACUAAACAUGGAGAUGUGGUCUCUGAAUUUUUGACAGCUCACUAUGACGAGUUCUUUGAUCAAUACGAGAAACUUUUGACAUCUUCUAAUUAUGUCACAAGGAGCCAGUCUUUGAAGCUUCUCUCGGAAUUUCUUCUGGAAUCUCCCAACUCUAAGAUAAUGAAGCACUACAUCUUAGAAGUUUAUCAUCUGAAAUUCAUCAUGACAUUAUUGAGGGAUUCAAGUAAAAACAUUCAGUUAUCAGCUUUCCACAUAUUCAAGGUUUUCGUUGCUAAUCCGAAUAAGCCCCAAGAAAUCAAAAUUAUUCUGGGGAAGAACAAGGAGAAGCUGCUAGAGUUGCUUCAUAAUCUGUCUCCGGGAAAAGGUUCAGUAGAUGAACAAUUUGAGGAGGAGAAGGAGCUUAUCAUCAAGGAAAUCGAAAGAGUAUCGAUGUACAUCCAAAGCUAAUUUGAUACUAGGUUUUCAUGCAUUGUUAGCAAAAUCUAUAGCAAAAUCUUAAAAUCCCACUAUUUUACGCUUUAGCACCCUCAUUCCGAUCUGAAUCUGAUGCAAAAUCUUUUUCCAGUGGAAUCUGGUAGGAUCUUAGAUUCAGGUCGUACGAUCCCACGAUUUUACACUUCCGUAUUCCUAUUUUAAUGUCGUAGUAACAAACUCUAUCUGAGUUAAUAGAGUUUGUUAUUAGAGUUUGUUAUAUCUAUUCAAUUUAGAUUUAGUUUUGUUAUCUGAUAGAGCAGAUUUAGUUUUGUUAUCUGUUAGAGUUGAUUAAGUUUUAUUUUAUUUGAUAGAGCUGAUAGAACUCACGAGAGUUUUUAGAAACAACUUUGUGUAUUUAAACAAUGAUUUUCGCAAUUUGCACACCAUGGUGAUAGCAAUUUGACCAGAGUUUUCCAUUGUUCCUUGCUCAAACCUCCAUGAUCCAUAUCAUCA
Lotus japonicus is the source of this 1712-nucleotide messenger RNA. RefSeq lists its product as uncharacterized. The record is from RefSeq and is a predicted model, not a curated record. NCBI's taxonomy places the organism in Eukaryota, Viridiplantae, Streptophyta, Magnoliopsida, Fabales, Fabaceae. Gene Ontology annotation, molecular function: protein serine/threonine kinase activator activity. The transcript is spliced from 11 exons. Bases 15 to 1232 code for a protein of 405 amino acids. Gene Ontology annotation, biological process: intracellular signal transduction.